CAACAUGACCCAGUUUCUCACACUGUAGCUGCAUGAGAGUCGAGGUUCCAGUACCCGUACGGUUAACUGUGCCAAAGAAGAGAAGUGCAUAACCAGUCUAAAGUCCGUCAAAAGCUGCUCCGCAUACAGAUCAGAGGGAUUUCACAACAUAGCAGACUGCUACGUUAAACCAAGAUGGUGACUAUGUCUGGAACAUACACGCUGGGGAUCAUAUGUCUGGUCCUUCUGAUUGUUCUGUUGGCCUGCAUCAUGUACCAUCCACUGAAGAAAUACUUUCAGGACUGGAACGAUUUGAGGCCAAUCCCUGGAGUGGAUGGAGCUUAUCCAAUCAUUGGGAAUGCACUUCUGUUCAGCACUAAUGCAGGAGAUUUCUUCAACCAGAUUAUUGAAGGCACUAAGGAGUUCAGACAUUUACCAUUGCUGAAGGUUUGGGUUGGACCCCUGCCAUUGGUGGUCUUGUUUCAUGCAGAGACUGUGGAGGAGAUUCUGCACAGUUCCAAACACAUAGACAAGGCCUAUUUCUAUAGGUUUAUGCAGCCUUGGCUUGGGACUGGCCUGCUCACCAGCACAGGGGAUAAGUGGCGUGGCAGAAGGAAGAUGUUGACCCCGACAUUCCAUUUCUCCAUCUUGGCUGAGUUUCUGGAGGUGAUGAAUGAGCAGGCUGAGGUUUUAACACAGAAACUGGAGAAGCAGGCUGGAGGAGAUCCAUUCAACUGUUUUAGCUACAUCACACUCUGUGCUUUGGACAUUAUUUGUGAAACGGCAAUGGGAAAGAACAUCUACGCACAAAGUAACAGCGAGUCUGAGUACGUCCGCAGUGUGUACAAAAUGAGUGACAUCAUCGGUCGUCGCCAGAGAGCUCCCUGGUAUUGGCCAGACUUCAUCUACAGUCUGUUAUGGGAGGGGAAGGACCAUGACAAUAGACUGAGGAUCCUCCAUUCAUUCACUCAGAGUGUGAUCAAGGAGAGAGCAGAAAGCAUGGAGACUGCAGGUUCUGACAGUGAAUCUGACCAUGGCAUCAAAAGGAGAAGACUUGCCUUCCUGGACAUGCUGUUAAAAGCCACUGAUGAGGAGGGAAAUUACUUGAGCCAUAGUGAUAUCCAAGAGGAGGUGGACACCUUUAUGUUUGAGGGCCAUGACACCACAGCAGCCUCUAUGAACUGGGCCCUUCACCUACUGGGAUCCUACCCUGAGGUCCAGACCAAGGUCCAGGAGGAGCUCCAAGUGGUGUUUGGUUCCUCCAACCGUUCCGUCACCGUCGAUGACCUGAAGAGGUUACGUUACCUUGAAUGCGUCAUCAAGGAGACCCUUCGCCUCUUCCCCGCCGUGCCCAUGUUCGCACGCACCGUAAGCGACGACUGUCACAUCAAUGGCUUUAAAAUUCCUAAAGGAGUGAAUGCCCUGAUCAUUCCCUUCGCCCUGCACCGCGAUCCACGAUACUUCCCGGAUCCCGAGGAGUUCCGGCCAGAGCGUUUCCUGAUAGAGAACAGCACAGGACGACAUCCCUACGCAUACAUCCCCUUCUCCGCUGGACCCAGGAACUGCAUCGGCCAGCGGUUUGCCAUGAUGGAGGAGAAGGUGGUGCUGUCUUCGGUGUUGCGUCACUUCUCCGUGCGGGCCUGCCAGAGCCGAGAGGAGCUGAGACCUCUGGGUGACCUCAUACUCCGACCAGAGAAGGGUAUUUGGAUUACGCUAGAGAAGAGACAAUGCUAGAGAAGAGAUGCUAGUCUCCCCCGGCAAACAGCUCUACUAUAAUACUAUGGUACUUUGUCAUGCUAGAGAAGAGAUGCUAGUCUCCCCCAGCAAACAGCUCUACUAUAAUACUAUGGUACUUUGUCAUGCUAGAGAAGAGAUGCUAGUCUCCCCCGGCAAACAGCUCUACUAUAAUACUAUGGUACUUUGUCAUGCUAGAGAAGAGAUGCUAGUCUCCCCCGGCAAACAGCUUCUACUAUAAUACUAUGGUACUUUGUCAUGCUAGAAAAGAGAUGCUAGUCUCCCCCGGCAAACAGCUCUACUAUAAUACUAUGGUACUUUGUCAUGCUAGAGAAGAGAUGCUAGUCUCUCCCGGCAAACAGCUCUACUAUAAUACUAUGGUACUUUGUCAUGCUAGAGAAGAGAUGCUAGUCUCCCCCGGCAAACAGCUUCUACUAUAAUACUAUGGUACUUUGUCAUGCUAGAAAAGAGAUGCUAGUCUCCCCCGGCAAACAGCUCUACUAUAAUACUAUGGUACUUUGUCAUGCUAGAGAAGAGAUGCUAGUCUCCCCCGGCAAACAGCUUCUACUAUAAUACUACGGUACUUUGUCAUGCUAGAAAAGAGAUGCUAGUCUCCCCCGGCAAACAGCUCUGCUAUAAUACUAUGGUACUUUGUCAUGUCGUAAUACAUUGUUUUGUUGUAGCCUCUUUCUCAAUCUUGUGUCUUUAUUAUAGCAAUU
This is a messenger RNA of Oncorhynchus mykiss (rainbow trout), 2432 nucleotides long. NCBI's taxonomy places the organism in Eukaryota, Metazoa, Chordata, Actinopteri, Salmoniformes, Salmonidae. The record is from RefSeq and is a predicted model, not a curated record.